Molecule: messenger RNA, 1406 nt
Organism: Chara braunii
Lineage: Eukaryota; Viridiplantae; Streptophyta; Charophyceae; Charales; Characeae
Source: the annotation of a GenBank genome assembly
CGGUUGAAUGAGCUACUCAGGGACGAUUGUGAAUGAAUCCUUGAGGGGGAGGUAGAAGUGGACGGCAGGUUGAAAAAAGUGGACGAAGAAAGGAGAAGGGAAUUAGAAGUUACCUUUCAGGAACUUCAGGACGGAAUGAAGGAAAAAACAGAGUUGUUCACGCAAGGAGUGGCAAGCCAUGUCCCUGAGAUCCUGAAGGAGAUUCAGAGGUUGAGAGCAAGAGAAGAAAAAAGGGACAUGCAGUGGGCAAAGGUGGAAAAGGAAAUGGAGGGUUUGAAGACUGAGGUGGAAAAAACAAAGAAUGAACAAAGAAAAUUGGAGGUAAAGGUGGAGACACUAAGCACUGCUCUUGACAACAAGAGUAAAGAGGCGGAGACAGAAAAGGUGGGAAGGGAGAAGCUUGAAAAAGAGAUUGGUAAGUUGGAGGCAAAAGUCAGUGAACAAGGAAAGGCAAUUGAAACGGAAAAGAGCGAGAGGAAGCUGGAAAAUGAGAGGUGGGAAAAGAAGUGGAAGAAGGUGGAGGAAGCCUUGAAGAAGUCAACAGGGGAUAUUCAGACAAAAGUUGAAAAGGAGGAGAAUGAGGAAAGGAGGGAAGACCUGAGAGUUGAAAAAGAAGAGGAGAGGCUUGAUGACAACAGUCAGAACAAGGGGUUGAUAGUAGGAGUUGUCACCUUGCCUAAAAAGGAUCAAAUAUCACUGACUGAUAACAAAAUGGGACAGGAGAGGAAGAGGUUUUUCCUUGAAACAUUAAUUGGGGCUGCGUCACUAGAUGUCCCAUCGUUUGCAAAGAGAUCAAAGGAAGAGGAGAAGAAGUUAUGUUGGUACUGUAUGAAGGGAGUCCACAAGAUGGAUGAUUGUCCUGGUCUUAGGACAGAUAGAGAAAAAGGGUUAGUUAGUCUCGAUGAGAACAAUAGACUCGUCGAUAGGAAGGGGAAUCUGAUUAAAAGAACCAAGGAAGGGUUCAGGGUUCAGUUGUAUGAGCAGUUGGGACUCACUUUAGAGAAUUAGAAUAAGACAGUUUUGAUUUCUUUUAGACAGGUAUUGUAUAUUAGGGACUGGGGGUGAAUGAGGCAGUAUGGUGAGGAUGAUAUUUGCUCUUCUUACGAGCAUCGGAUGGAGUAUUUUUGUCUAGGUAUAGUACUAAGAUUUGAGGAUCAUGUAUAUUAUUCGAACUCGGCAUUUUGUACUCUAGUAGUUGAGGGUAGAUCAAACGUAUGGUUCAUUUUCUAUCUUGAGGAUUUGUGCAUCAGUCUGGAUCAAUUUUGGACAUAUACUUUUGUGUUCAAUUGAGUUUCUCUAUUCUAAAGUUAUUAGCAAGGUUUACCUAUGGGGAACUUUAAUACUUUGCACUUUCACAAUGAGUUGGUCCAGUGCUUGAUAUUUGUGGAUAAAAUGUGUACUUUGGA